Diprion similis is the source of this 2080-nucleotide messenger RNA. RefSeq names its product coiled-coil domain-containing protein 174. Gene Ontology annotation, cellular component: nucleus. The coding region runs from base 78 to 1916 and encodes 612 amino acids. The transcript has a single exon. NCBI's taxonomy places the organism in Eukaryota, Metazoa, Arthropoda, Insecta, Hymenoptera, Diprionidae. The record is from RefSeq and is a predicted model, not a curated record.
UCUUCCUGCCUAUAUACGUAUUUGAACGUCUGUAAACAUUGAAAUAGUAAUAAACGUCGAAUGAUUUGACGUUGAACAUGAACAAUUCAAAGAAAAUAAACGUGAAUUAUUCAUCGUUAGUGGGUUUGAAAGCUGAGCUUUUGAGGAAGCAAACUGAAGUUAAAGACGCGAAAGCAAAUGCGGAAGUACCUUCUACACAGUCUAAGCAUAAGGUUAGGACUAAAAAAUCCAAGACGAAAAAAAUUAAAAUUGAAAAAGAACUAAUUGACACGGACGAUAUAAAAGCUCACAAAAAGUCGAAGUUGAUGCUGGAAGCAAAAGCUAGGCUUUAUGAAAAUUUGAAGAGGUCACACAGUAAUAAAAACGAACAUUUUCUGGUCGACUUUGAAAACAAACCGGAGUCUGAAGACGAGAAAUUCGAUUCGGAUGAUUAUGAAGAUGCAAACUCUGACCCGGAAGAAGACUGGGUUGAAUAUGAAGACUGCUUUGGACGGACAAGAAAAUGUCUCCGUAGAGAUUUGUCGAAAAUGCAGGAAAAAGACGAGUUCGUGAAGCACGAAGUCAUGAAGAAAUCCCAGGGAGAUACUGAAGUUGAGGAUAUCAGACCUCCAGAUGUGAUAAUACCUCCAAAAGAGCCAGAGAUUGAAAUAAUGCGUAGAAAGUGGGAGGAGCAAACGGAAAAGUUGACUGAGAAGAUGAAUAUUCAUUAUCAAGACAUUCUGUUUGACGAAGCAAGAGCCCACGGAGUUGGAUACUACGAAUUCUCUCAGGACGAAGAAAUGAGAGCAAAGCAGCAGGCAAACUUGGAUGCAUUGAGAAAGGAAACCAUACAAAAACAAAAAGAAAUGCAAAAUCUAAAGGAAAUGAAAGACAAAAUGGAACAGAACAGGCUAAAAGCGGCUAGAAUACGACAGAGAAUAAGGGCUGGACUGCCCCCUGAGCCUACGGAGGAAGAACUGGUCAAAAAUGAUGACGUGAACACGGACAAGGUGGAAGUUAAAACAGAAACUGAAGAGGAAGUUGAAACUGUUGAGAAAGAAAUAGUUGAAUAUAGGAAGGAAAAUUCACUUGUUGAAAUUGAGAAUAAGAUAAAAGCUUUUGGCGAACUACUUGGCAAAAGAACACAGUGGCAUGAGAUGUCGCAAGAAGAAUGGGUCUACAAGCGAAGAAAAGAUAGAGAUGAAGAAUUUGCCCCUGUGUACAACAAUUUUAAAAGUUCCGGAUAUCUAGAAUCCAAGACUACCGAUCGGGACAAGGAUGAAAGUUCAGCAUCGCUCGAUAAUCACUUAUCUAGUAAAAAUGAGGAAAAUGAGGACUCAGAGAGUCCUGCUUUCGUCGAAGAAUUUGACACAAAGAAAAUGACUGAUCAACUCGGUGACACAGAUAGUCCACAGAAUCAUAUUCCGCAUUCUGAGACUUCUACAGAUUUGUCACAGAUUGCCAUGCCUACGGAUUUGCUUAGCAAAGCUGACACAGAAUCAUCGGAUAGUAAUGAUUCGGAUGUAAUCGGACCGAUGCCACUGUAUACCGAAUUACCCUCACAGCAUGUUGAUUUGCAACAAACGUUCGCUACCCUGCCAGAAAAUGUGAGAACAGAAUUGUCUGGCAUCGAUUUCUCAAAGCCACCUCCAAAUAUGCAAUUUGGCCUUACUUCAGAUGUUUUUUCUGCUGGCCCAGAACUCGUACCAACUCCAGUCCCACCCCCGAAUCCCGAUUGUUUACCUAUGGAAUAUCUUCUGCCGCAUUCCACAUCGUUGAGCUCAAUAACUGGUGUGGAUUCAAGUAAACGUUCAGAUGACAUCAGCAUCCCGGAUAAUAUUGAUAGUCAAGAAACACAGCAUAUCUUGAAUGAAGACAAGAUUACUGCUGGACUCAAAUAUUUACGAGCAAAUUUCGAAAAGCAAAAACACAGUUGAUAUACUAAAAUAUUUAAGAAUAUCAAGUCAGCUAAUUCAAAGUAACAGACAUGUUUUGUGUCGGAUGACACAGAUGUAAAUAUUUUUUCGUUGCUCACUUUCUUCUCUAAUUAUUGUUUAGUAGUAGAACUGUUACUUAUUUAUAUGAAAGAUUAGAAAUAAUU